Molecule: messenger RNA, 1480 nt
Organism: Lycium barbarum (goji berry)
Lineage: Eukaryota; Viridiplantae; Streptophyta; Magnoliopsida; Solanales; Solanaceae
Product: 11-beta-hydroxysteroid dehydrogenase B
Exons: 6
Coding region: 102-1286 (394 amino acids)
Molecular function (GO): oxidoreductase activity
Source: RefSeq, a predicted model, not a curated record
CAAACUAUACCAAAAACCAAGAACAAAUUAAAACCGCCCUCUCUUCUCAUUUUCUUUCUCAUCUAAUCUUCUUGUUGAACUGAUCAAAACAAAAAAGAGAGAUGAUGAUGGAUUUAGUGAAUUCAGUGUUGAAUUUUGUGGUUCCACCAGCAAGUAUGGUGAUGCUAGCCUUUGCAUGGCCAGCUUUGUCCUUCAUCAACACUUGUGAAUGGCUUUACAACUCUUUCUUUGGAGAAGAUAUGGAGGACAGGGUGGUCAUCAUCACUGGAGCUUCUUCUGGUAUUGGAGAGCAAAUUGCAUAUGAAUAUGCAAAGAAGAAAGUUCAUCUAGUUCUGGUUGCACGAAGAGAAAACAGGCUCUGGGCAAUCAGUGAGAGUGCCAGAGCACUAGGUGCAAAAAGUGUCCUGAUAACAGCUGCAGAUGUUGUUAAGGAAGCUGAUUGUAGGAGAUUCAUCACCGAGACUGUGAACUUAUACGGCCGUGUGGAUCAUCUUGUAAAUACAGCAAGUUUGGGUCAUACCUUCUACCUAGAAGAAGCCACAGAUACAAAUGUCUUCCCCAUUUUGAUGGAUAUCAAUUUUUGGGGAAAUGUAUAUCCUACCUAUGUAGCUCUACCUUACCUGAGGCAAAGCAGAGGCCGAGUCAUAGUGAAUGCUUCAGUGGAGAGCUGGUUGCCCUUGCCAAGGAUGAGCUUAUAUUCAGCAGCAAAAGCAGCACUUGUAAAUUUUUAUGAGACCUUGAGAUACGAGGUGGACAGUGACGUAGGGGUCACAAUAGCGACACACGGAUGGAUUGGGAUUGAAAUGACAGGUGGAAGAUUCAUGCUAGAGGAAGGUGCCGAGAUGCAGUGGAAGGAAGAAAGAGAAGUUCAUGCAUCUGGAAGUUCAGUGGAGGACUUUGCGAAGUUGAUUGUGUCCGGGGCCUGCCGAGGAGAUCCAUAUGUGAAAUAUCCGAGUUGGUACGACAUUUUCCUUCUCUAUAGAGUAUUCACACCAAAUGUUCUUCAAUGGACAUUUCGAAUGUUACUUGCAAACCAAGGUACCCGUAGAACUUCCCUCAUUGGCACUGGAAGGCCUCUUCUCGAGUCAUCUUCUCCUCUUCCUCCUCUUCCUGAGACAUCCUCUCCUCCGCGACAGCCUCUUUCCGAGUCAUCCUCUCCUCGGCGACAGUCUCUUUCUGGUUCAUCCUCUCCUCAGCAUCCAUCCUCUUCUCCACAGCACCCAUCCUCUUCUCCUAGAAGACGAGUGGGGAGAGUGGGGCCUGUUCCGAUGCAGCAGAUGGAGUGAAGGAGUAGGUCGAGUUCGUUACUUUAAUUUUGCAGUGGUUGUGUUCCAGGGUACUGUUGUGUUUCUUUAGUCAAGAUUUUGUGGAUAUCAUUGUAAGAGUUCACAAGAUACUACAAUCAAUAACAGGCUCAAUAAACAGUUGUACUUGGCUUGUUUAAGAAUGUUUGGAUUUGGUUUGGAAAAGCUUUUGGAUA